This is a messenger RNA of Salmo salar (Atlantic salmon), 4606 nucleotides long. NCBI's taxonomy places the organism in Eukaryota, Metazoa, Chordata, Actinopteri, Salmoniformes, Salmonidae. The record is from RefSeq and is a predicted model, not a curated record.
ACAGAGCAGCAGAAGGGAGCGCUGACGGGCCACUAAAAUCUCUCUCCACACUCUGGGACAGAAUUUACAGGCGCUCACAGAGAAGGACCCGCCCGCCUCAACCUACAACCGUGAAUAUUUGUUCUUAUUUACUGCUCACAUGAUCAUGCCAAACGUAAUCGUUUUGAGCCAUAUGCCAUGCCAUCUUCUCUGCUAACGCUACAUCUUAGCAACAUUAGUAGGAGAUAACUGUACACACGUUUCUGAUUCAUCGACGUGUCUCUGUAACCCAUCUGCACAUUGUGGUGGCCUGUAGCAGAGAGUAACAGCAACACAGCACAGAGAGUAACAGCAACACAGCACAGAGAGUAACAGCAACACAGCACAGAGCAGGCGAGACGCCAAGAGAGAAGUAGCGACCUGUUAUUUUCUCUGUUUCCCAGCCUUUUCUUGAGCGGAAGCAGCAGCCUCUCUCGAUCAGUCCAUCUGUGAGAGUCACGUUGGCCUACUUUGUUAGCAGACUAUUAUCUCUCCCGUCGGUUUCCAAAACCGCGAGUGGAUCCCUCGCCCUUUAGCACUUGAAAGGAGGGUUUCAGCAAAACUUAAUAUUACAAUUUAUUUUUCAACAUUUUCAGGAGAAACAAUGUUUUCUCUCCUUAGUGUUUUAUCAACCAAUCAACCAACCACGAUACACAGCUGCAGUCACGCUAGUCCCACCUAAUCAACUGGAAAAUAUACCUUUUUCUAUAAUUAUCUUACAUUACACUUGGUGAGAGAGCUUUAUCUCAACCAAGCCUAACCAGCCUCAUCCUAACCUAUUAUGAGUUAUGACAACUCAAACUCCGCCCCUGGCGAUGACACUUGGGGGCGAGUGGGAAGUGCCAAUGAAGAAGAAGAAGAGGAGGAGGAGGAGGCGGGAACAGGAGUGAGCUCCCCCGGCAGCAACAACAACCAUGGCAGCCAAUCGGGAACUUCGAACUUGGCCAAUCGGGUGCGAGGAUCCUCUCCAAGUGGAUCCGGCUCCGGUGGCUCGUCUGGGGGUGACCAGAGGGGUCCCGGCUCAGAUGACGGGGACGCUUUAUCCAGCGGGAACGACUCCGGGGAGAGGGAGUCGAGUGAGGGAGGGAGCGGGUCCAGGGGACAUCAGUCCAGGAGUUCCCACUGCUCCUCCAGCCAGAAGGACUCGGGCAUGAUGCUGGAGAACACAGAGAGCAACAAGAGCUCUAACUCUCAGUCCCAGAGCCCGUCUCCCCCCAGCAGUUCCCUGGCCUACAGCCUGCUGUCAGCCAGCUCAGAGCAGGACCCUCCUUCCACCUCCGGCUGCAGCAGCAACGAGCAGCACCAGACGGCCCGCGUCCAGACCCAAAAGGAGAUGCUGAAAGCCCUGAAGGAGCUCAAGGUCCGCCUGCCGGCCGAGUGCAAGGGGAAAGGUCGCUCCAGCACCCUGGACGCCCUCCGUUACGCCCUGAACUGUGUGAAGCAGGUUAGGGCCAACCAGGAGUAUUAUCACCAGUGGAGUGUGGAGGAGUGUCACGGCUGCAGCCUGGAUCUGUCUGCAUAUACCAUUGAGGAGCUGGACAACAUCGCCUCAGAGUACACCCUCAAAAAUACAGACACCUUCUCCAUGGCGGUGUCCUUCCUGACAGGCAAAGUGGUAUACAUCUCCCCCCAGGGCUCAUCCCUGCUACGCUGCAAGCCAGAGAGGCUCCAGGGGGCCAUCUUCUCCGAGCUGCUGGCUCCUCAAGACGUCAGCACCUUCUACAGCAGCACGGCCCCCUGCCGCCUGCCCGCCUGGGCCACCUGCAUGGGCUCUGUGUCCCCACCGACAGACUGCACCCAGGAGAAGUCCAUGUUCUGUCGCAUCAGUGCUGACCGGGCGCAGGGAGGCGAGAUCAAAUACUUCCCCUUCCGCAUGACCCCCUACCAGCUAACCCUGAGGGACUUAGACACCUCAGACCCCCAGCCCUGCUGCCUGCUCAUCGCUGAGCGGGUACAGUCUGGAUACGAAGCUCCCAGGAUCCCUGCUGACAAGAGGAUCUUUUCCACCAGUCACACUCCCAGCUGUCUCUUCCAGGAAGUAGAUGAAAGGGCUGUGCCGUUGUUGGGCUACCUUCCCCAGGACCUGGUGGGAAGCCCUGUACUCCUCUACCUCCACCCAGAGGACAGACCGAUCAUGGUGGCCAUACAUAGGAAGAUCCUCCAGUCUGCAGGCCAGCCUUUCGACAGCUCUCCCAUGAGGAUGUGUGCCCGCAGUGGGGAGUACGUGACCAUCGACACUAGCUGGUCCUCAUUCAUCAACCCCUGGAGCAGGAAGGUGGCCUUUAUUGUGGGCCGCCACAAAGUCCGAACCAGCCCCCUGAACGAGGACGUGUUCACCCCUCUGCGGGGCUGUGAGGGCCGCCCCAUGGCCCCGGAGAUCGUUCAGCUGAGCGAGCAGAUCCACCGUCUCCUGGUGCAGCCGGUCCACAGUGGAGGGUCACAGGGCUACAGCAGCCUGGCCUCAAAUGGAUCCUGCUCCCUCGAGCAGCAGUACCGACGCACGGCCUCCUCCGACAGCAAGUCCACCAACGCCAUGGAGGCCAUGGAGGCAGCCGUGGUCGCUCUACACAAACCGAUGACGUUCCAGCAGAUCUGUAAGGACGUGCACAUGGUCAAGGCCAGCGGGCAGCAGGUCUUUAUCGACUCUCGCAACCGAGCCCUGUCCCGGCGACACGCUGUCACAGCGCUCCGAGCCAUCGGAGAAGUGGAGCCCAUCAAGAGUCUGAUCCCGGAGGUGGUGUGUCCACCCAAAACCCCGGUGCUUAACACCCAGCAGCUGAUGAUGGAGGAGCCCCCCAGUGCCUACAGCUACCAACAGAUUAACUGUCUGGACAGCAUCAUUAGGUUCUUGGACGGCUGUAACGUUCCCAACAAGGUUAAGAGGAAGUUUGGCUCGUCCUCUGGCACGUCCACAUCGGACGAAGACAAACAACAGCAGGAAACCGCUGGGAGUGCAAAAGGUGGUCCGGCUACUACAGUCACCCUGGUUGGGGACUCAGCAGGGGUACCCCCCCUGGCCAUGCACAGCCACAAGGCGAAGAGUGUAGCCUCAUUCACCUCUCAGUGCAGCUUCAGCAGUACCAUCGUCCACGUGGGAGACAAGAAGCCCCCCGAGUCAGACGUUGUCAUGGAAGAUGCUCCUCCCACUCCUAUGCCAGCCACUCCCACCACGACCAAGUCUCCACCGACCGCCAUCAUCGCCCCUCCCCCGCCCAAAACGACCUCUCCACCCAGCCGGAGAGGAGGCGGCCUAACCAAGGGCCUGGGCCUGACCAAGGAGGUGCUCUCUGCUCACACACAGCAGGAGGAGCAAGCCUUCCUCUGUCGCUUCAGUGACCUGAGCCAGCUGAGGGUGAUUGAGCCAGCCUCGUCCCUGCGCUGCCCGCUCCCUAACAGCAACCCCCGCCGCAGAGGAGCGUGUUCCCCUGACUACCCUGCAGCUGGAGGCAGCAGUGGAGCCAAGAGGCUGAAGCAGCAGGAGUCCUCAGAACAGAGGGGCCCUCUGGCUCUGGGCCUGACCGGACCCCUCGGGGGCCCCAACGUCGUCCCCAUGAACUCCCCCAACACCUCCACCUACACCCUCCCAAUGAUGCCCCUGGGGCCUCCCACCACAUCUUCCUGGCCCCCCUCCGUAGGAUCCCAGGCCAGCCUACCCUCUGUGCCCUACCCCUCGGGCACGCUCCCCCUUUACCCCAUCUACCCUCCUCUCUCCCAGCCCAUACAGAACCAGAUGGUACCUCCUAUGAUGGCCCUGGUGCUGCCCAAUUACAUGUUCCCACAGCUCAACCCCAACCUCCCCCAGAUGGCCACAGCCAUGAACACAAUGGGAAGCCCCAUGCCCCAGCCGGGAGCCGCCAUGGUUACCCCCGGCCCACAGCAGUUCUUCAACCCCAACGCUGGUUUCCCCUUCCCCGGUAGCAACGUCACGCCGUGCCCCAUGCCUACCAUGCCCUCGCUCAUGCAAACUGCCAUGCCUAUCCAGACCCAACGGCCAGCCUCUGGGUCCAGCACCCCCCAGUCAUGUAGUCAAGUACCAGUCGACCAGGAGGGUGCAGAGUCGCCCCUCUUCCACUCUCGCUGCUCCUCCCCCCUCAACCUGCUGCAGCUGGUGGAGGAGUCGCCUAGCAACCGGCUGGAGGUCGCCACGGCGCUGGCUGCUUCCAACACACAAGGGACUCGGGGGAGAUCGGCAGAUGACUCCAAGGAGAACGCCAAUGAUUCCAACCAGGAUGGUGAAUCCACCCCCAGUGACCUACUGGACCUGCUCCUGCAAGAGGACUCCCGCUCAGGCUCCCGGCUCAGCUGCCUCUGGGUCAGGGUCCUCUGGGUCAGGGUCCUCUGGGUCAGGGUCCUCAGGGUCGGGUUCUGUCUCCUUGGGCACUGUGUCCAACGGCUGCAGCUCCUCAGGCAGUGGAACUAGUCGCAGUCGGAGUAGCCACACCAGCAAGUACUUUGGCAGCAUCGACUCGUCAGAGAACGACCACUCCCGCAAGCAGCCAGCAGGUGGCAGCAGAGCCAGAGGAGACGGGGAGGAGCAGUUGAUUAAGUGUGUCCUGCAGGAUCCCAUCUGGCUCCUCAUGGCCAACAC